AUUUGAACCAUUUAAAGUUGAGAGGCCUUUUUUUACUUUGCGGUACAUAACACAUGCGUUAAGGUAUAUCUAAUUAGAUAUGGUCGUAAGAUUGUCAUGAUUAUGGUGGAAACAUAUUUAAAUGCCAUAAAUUGACUAAGAACAAUAUAUUGUUUAUUUUGGUGCAGUGUUGUGAGUAGGUACUGCGACUAGUUGUGCUUGAUAUUCGAUAAUCCAAUUUUGAGGAGAAACUAGAGCUUCAACAAGUCUGUUCCCUGGUCUGGACAAGUUUUUUAAAUUCCCAAAAUCCAUUCCAGCGCAUGUGUAUUUCUUUGCAAAGAGCGUUCUGUACGAAACUAUAUAUAUAUAUAUAUAUAGACAGUACGCUUAUUGGCUCCAUCUUUAGUCUCUUUCGACAUGUGCUUGUGUUACUAUUGUUUAUCAAGACCUCAGCGCACAAAAAUAUUUUGACGAAAGGAUUAGUUAGUGCUUUUAUUUUUACUCCCGAUGGAAAUUAUAUUAUCAGUGCAUUCGACAGGGAAAUUUAUGUGUACCAGACUGUGAGUGGAUGCCUUGUGGGUGUUUUAGAAGGAUCCCAUUCUGCAAGAAUAUAUGAAAUGAAACUGUCCAAAUGGAAUUCAAACGGACCAGCAUUUCUUGUUUCCACUGAUAUAGCCGGGUUUCUAGCUUGUUGGUCCUUGGGGAGUCUUAUCAACGGAGUAAGCAAGAUGAGUACACAGAGUGCUACUGAAGUUGAGCUUCAUUCAAAUGCCAAUCUAUCAAGAGCCAAACAUCUUCCGCUCUGGUAUGUUAUUCAAGCAAGUACUAGUCAUCCUGUGUGCGCAGUUAUGGAUGAUAUAGUCGUCGUGGGUGGAUCACAAGGUCUUAAGAUAUAUGCUUUGUAUGAUGGUUGUGUUCUGGGAUCAUUACUCACAAACGUUUCUGGUGGGCUGUUAAGCCUUUGUCCUUCACCUGAUAACAGUGGAAAUCUAUUUUGUGGUGGGAACGAAGGUUUACUAUACACUGCUAAUAUACAAUCCCAAACGGGUUGUUAUUCUGCAGAUAAGGAAAUACAUCGUUGUUUCUCUGACUCCAAUUUUUCAGCUUCACAAAAAGCAAUAAUUAUGAUGGCGAUGGAUCCGAAUUGUGAAGUGUUAGUGGUAGGUGCGCGCUUUGGGCUAAUUGAAAUACUAAGACCUGACUCGCUACUCACUUGCAUACAGCGGUUCUCAGUGUUCAAUCCAUCCAUAUCCAACGAUUCGACAAAUACUUGUUUGACAGGUUUAUGCUUGAUACCUCGCCCUGAUUGGUUAUCCAAUACCGUUGGAAUAGAAUCAGUUGAUGCUAAAUCUUCAUCCAAUUCCGAUCACUAUACAGAUCAAAAUGGGAGUUUGAACUCUUCUAAUCCUCGGACAUGUUUUAUUGAACCAUUCAAAUCCCACUUUGGUUGGAGGCUUGAUGAUACAGUGUGUGUCCGCAUACCUGGAUUAGCAGAGAGGUCGAAUAUUUCGUCAGAAGAUGCAAGCAUUUUUAUGGAUGAUUUCUACCCUGUUUCAGGUAUGAGCCAAAUAAAACUUGACAGCUUGGGAAGUGAAGAGCAUAAAGUUUUAAGACAAGAAAUUGAUCGCGUUGCUGCAUCCAAUCGCGAGCUGCUUCGAAGACUUGUCAAUUUUGAAUUGAGAUCGUCAGUGUGAUUUUUUGUGAAAUGUACAAAAUACACUCUUUUCCAUGAAAAAAACGUAGCCCUUAGUUGUGAUGUUUUCAUUCUCGUUUCCUGUUGUAAUUACUUGACUUCGUGCAUAUGGUAUCUUCAGUAUCAAGGAUCUGUUUGAAUCUAGAUGUAUGCUACGAUAAAUAGAUUGCGUUAAAACACAGUCUAGAUUUUAACACUGCACUUUGCAAACCAUUAUAAAUCAUUGGCAGAGAUAAAAAGUGGGAAAGUCACUUCUUUAGCUUCAAACAUUCUAUUUUCUUUCGAAGUGAUUCUGUCCAUCGGGUUUUUACAAUAUAACACCGGUUUAAACUUGCUCUAUAAAUGUUAUUGCAGUAACUUCUAUAUAAAGCAUUAUCUUUUUACUUUACAGUUGCUUUAUUAUGACUAGUUCGAGUACUGGUGAUCACGUGUUCCGAUAUGGCGACAACACCUCCAAAUUUAUUCCGUUUUGUUUUGUCUUCUCCCAUAAUCGGUCACAUUCACUAUCGUCAAUUUAUGAACUCUUUAAACAACUAGAAAUGAGUGUUAAACCCAUUUCUAGUUUAUUUGUCUGUAAAAACGUGGCUUCGGUGACCAUUUUGAUUCACUUGUCUACUAUCCCAGUAGGAUCAUCAAAUAGGCUGACCUAAU
Molecule: messenger RNA, 2323 nt
Organism: Schistosoma rodhaini
Lineage: Eukaryota; Metazoa; Platyhelminthes; Trematoda; Strigeidida; Schistosomatidae
Source: the annotation of a GenBank genome assembly